AUGUCAAGCAUGGAAGGAAGCUGUAGCGGACCUCGCUGGACGGAGCAUGAAACCAACCCGGCACCUGAGGUUAUGGUUCACUCAGCCCCUGAGCCCGUUCAUAUCCCAAUGAACGUUGGAAACAACAGCAGCAAUAAUGGCAUCCCGGUUGAGCCAGAUGGAGAUAUUGCCGUGCCGAACGAUGCUGAACGGGCAGUCCGGCUCGACUCGGAGCGACGCUUGCGCUUAUGGAACUGGAAAAUAAUCACUGGCACUUGCAUCGGACUGAUCAUCCUCGCCAUCACGAUCCCAGUUGUCGUCACAGUCACUGCGACCAAUCGAGGCCGUAACGGUGACAACGUCGAGACCACUGCCGCUCUGUCAGCCACGUCAUUUCCUGGACCUUCUAUCACAUCCUCGUCCUAUACAACGGACCCAUCUCCCUCCUCGACACUGAAUCCCUACCAAAUUGCUAAUCACCUGAGGAUGCAGGCUCCUGAAUGCGUCCGAACAAAAUUUAUCAAGUCCGUCACUUGGAUCGGCAUCGACCAGAGUAUGGGCGGCUGGGACUUCAAUCUACACCCGGCUAGAACUGCCGAGGAAUGCUGCACCAUAUGUCACCAGUCAACCCACGAUGGAUGCAACGGAUGGCUGUACAUGCCCGAGAAAUCCUUCACCCCCGAGUGUUCCAUUAUACAUGGAUUCAGCGGUCCGACGAAGAGCGACUCCUGCCCAAAUGGCCGUCCCGGUAUUGUUUUUGCAAAGACAGACGACAAGGACAGUUAUGGAGGACCAGGCCCUUGUGCGGGCUUAGUGCGGGGAUGA
Messenger RNA from Colletotrichum higginsianum IMI 349063, 804 nucleotides. RefSeq lists its product as uncharacterized. The transcript is spliced from 2 exons. The coding region runs from base 1 to 804 and encodes 267 amino acids. The record is from RefSeq and is a predicted model, not a curated record. Lineage: Eukaryota; Fungi; Ascomycota; Sordariomycetes; Glomerellales; Glomerellaceae.